ACUCAACCCUUCACGUAGCGGAGUUGCACUUCUACAGGCAGGUGAGAGCAUUUUAAGGAAGCGGCUGUUGUAAUAGAGUUGAGGUGUGUUGUGAGUUGUUUAACAGAGCAUUUUGAGGAAGUAUUCCAAAUCAAGAUGAAUAUAACAUCCGCAGCGGGUAUAAUUUCCCUUUUGGAAGAGCCCAUGCCAGAGCUGAAAGUUUUUGCAUUGAAGAAGCUCGAUUUGAUUGUUGAUGAAUUUUGGCCAGAAAUUUCAGAAGCAAUUGAGAAAAUCGAAAUUCUUCACGAGAAUAAAAGUUUCACUCAGCACGAACUCGCAGCUCUUGUGGCCAGUAAAGUGUACUAUCAUCUGGGGUCAUUUGAAGACUCUCUGACUUACGCGUUAGGAGCUGGAAACUUGUUCGACGUUAAUUCACGGACUGAAUACGUGGAUACAACUAUUGCCAAAUGCAUUGACUACUAUACACAGCAAAGGAUCGCUAAGGCUGAGAAUUCUAAAGAUGCAAAGGAAAUUGACCCUCGUUUGGAAGCUAUAGUGAACAGAAUGUUCCAGCGCUGCUUGGACGACGGCCAGUACAGGCAAGCCCUCGGUCUGGCCCUGGAGACACGCCGAAUGGACAUCUUUGAGAAAGCUAUUAUUGAAUCUGAAGACGUAAAUGGGAUGCUGUCAUACGCGUUCCAAGUUGCGAUGAGUCUCAUACAGAACAGGGGCUUCCGUAAUAUAGUGCUGCGUUCGCUGGUCGGGCUGUACCGAAAUCUGGCGACACCAGAUUAUGUCAACAUGUGUCAGUGUCUUAUCUUCCUUGACGAUCCAUUGGCUGUAGCUGAAGUUUUAGAGAAGCUGAGCAAGGAUACAGAGGAUAGUGUUCUUAUGGCGUAUCAGAUUGCAUUUGAUCUGUAUGAGAGUGCAACGCAACAGUUCCUGGGCAGAGUACUCCAAGCUCUGAGGGCCACGGCCCCUAUUCCUGCAGCCACAAAUAAGAUUGUGAAAGUACCAGUCGAGGGUGCAGCUAAGGAAGAGGCGUCUGGGGAAUCCAGCUCUGAAGUGGCUGACGAGGAGAAGAAACCGGAGAGGAAAAUGGAGUCUCUCAAUGAAGAAGAGAAAUGUCACCAACAGAGGGUUGAAAAAUUGACAAGCAUUCUAAGCGGUGAAGUCUCCAUCGACCUCCACCUUCAGUUCCUGAUUCGCAGCAACCAUUCAGACAUGCUGAUCCUGAAGAACACGAAAGAUGCCAUCAGAGUGUCCAUCUGCCACACUGCCACGGUCAUCGCAAACGCUUAUAUGCACAGUGGAACUACAAGUGAUCAGUUUUUGAGGGAUAAUUUGGAAUGGCUUGCCCGAGCUACCAACUGGGCAAAGUUAACAGCCACGGCUUCUCUCGGAGUGAUUCAUCGCGGUCACGAGCACGAAGCCCUUCUUCUGAUGCAGAGUUAUUUGCCGAAAGAAGUUGGACCCAGCUCCGGCUACUCGGAGGGUGGUGGCCUCUAUGCCCUUGGUCUUAUCCAUGCCAAUCAUGGAGCUGUCAUAACUGAUUAUCUGCUUGGACAACUCAAAGAUGCACAGAAUGAGAUGGUUCGUCAUGGCGGUUGCCUUGGCCUGGGUCUGGCUGCGAUGGGAACAAACAGGCAGGAUGUGUAUGAACAACUGAAGUUCAAUUUAUACCAAGAUGACGCGGUGACUGGCGAAGCUGCCGGCAUCUCGAUGGGCAUGGUGAUGCUGGGCUCGAAGGCUACGCAAGCCAUUGAAGACAUGGUGGCGUAUGCCCAAGAGACUCAGCACGAGAAGAUCCUACGAGGUCUGGCGGUCGGCAUCGCGCUAACUAUGUACGGUCGUCUUGAAGAAGCUGACCCUCUCAUCACAAGCCUCUGCCAAGACAAGGAUCCCAUCUUACGUCGGUCUGGCAUGUACACGCUUGCCAUGGCUUAUUGCGGCACCGGAAACAACCAGGCCAUCCGUAAACUUCUUCAUGUCGCUGUGUCGGACGUGAACGACGACGUGAGGCGUGCGGCCGUCACCGGCUUGGGCUUUCUUCUGUUCAGGUAGGGAUUUCAUCAUCCAUU
Messenger RNA from Zootermopsis nevadensis, 2060 nucleotides. Lineage: Eukaryota; Metazoa; Arthropoda; Insecta; Blattodea; Termopsidae. The record is from RefSeq and is a predicted model, not a curated record.